Penicillium mononematosum is the source of this 2202-nucleotide messenger RNA. RefSeq lists its product as uncharacterized. Gene Ontology annotation, cellular component: nucleus. The record is from RefSeq and is a predicted model, not a curated record. Bases 1 to 2202 code for a protein of 733 amino acids. Gene Ontology annotation, molecular function: DNA-binding transcription factor activity, RNA polymerase II-specific; zinc ion binding. Gene Ontology annotation, biological process: aromatic amino acid catabolic process; positive regulation of transcription by RNA polymerase II. The transcript is spliced from 4 exons. Lineage: Eukaryota; Fungi; Ascomycota; Eurotiomycetes; Eurotiales; Aspergillaceae.
AUGAGCCCGUAUCCGGCCACAGAAACUCUCCCCGAUAUGGACGAAAAUUCGGUUCGGAAUGCCACGGACAUUGGACAAGCUCCCCCGCCCCAAGACUACAGGCGGGCAUACAAGGCAUGCUUUCAAUGUAGAAGGGCGAAGGCAAAGUGUGAGCUUAGCCCCAAGCAGAAGAUCUGCUUGAAAUGCGCGAGGGAACAGAGGGAAUGUCGUUUCCCCGAACAGAGGUCUUCUCGUAAGAACGAACGGCGGGUCAACUCGUCCUCUAGCCAUCAAACUCGCAGAGCUGGUAAUUCUCCACGUGUCAGCCAUGAUUUGGGCCAGAUCGGGGUCCACAGCACCGCCACAGAGCGCAGCAGCUUUGACACGGCUCGUCCCAAUCUUCAAUUGCUACAUCAGCCGCCCACCUUAUCAUCCGUCUAUGGGCGAUCGGGCAUCCAAAGCAAUACAAAACAAAACCGCCAGGACUUGCCUCCUAGAGAAACGACCGGUCGUCAAAAAGCAGACGCAAACCUGCACGAUGAGAUUGUACGAACUGUCAUGUCUUCCUCUAACGACGCUAGGAAUAUGCUUUUCAAAGUUGCCUCUCAACACGAUUCCAGUGACUCUGAAGACGAACCGGUUGGCAGCCUUGGUGUAAGUCCAGCUUCUGCCUUGACUAGCGAUUCUAAGAGCUCGCUUCCCUUCGUUACGCUCUCCCAUAUCACGAAAGAGGACACCGAGCUGUGGAGCCAACAGAGAUUUGUACGGCAAGGUUGGUUCACUGCCCAAGAAGCGGUCACAUACAUCAAUCUUGGAAACUCUACGGGUACUUACAUCUCAAGGUUUUUCCAAAAUCUACUGUCCUUAUCACCGGUUCUUGCUUCGGUCUUUGCCGACCACCGAAGCCACAAACAUUUAAUUAUUGAAGAGCCUCUCCUUUGCUGCACUAUAUUAAUGAUCUCUUCACGCUAUCAUAUUCUUCCAGGCUAUCAUGGUACAUCUCGAGCAGAAUUCGUGCAUAUGAGGCUCUGGAAAUACUGCGAACAUCUAGUUCAUCGAAUCACACUUGGCGCAGAGAAGUAUUGUACAGCCAGAACGCGUACGUUGGGGAGUAUUCAUGCAUUGCUUCUCAUUACAGAAUGGCAUCCCCGGGCCGUACGGUUCCCACCUGAAACGGACGGAUGGGACCACAGCCUGGCCCCCAGCAUCGAUGAUUCGUAUGGCCACCCUCAUGGGUCGGUGGAUUCUAAUUCAGCGAGGUGGCGAGAGGAAGUCUUUGAGCCGGCGAAGAGAUCGGAUAGAAUGAGCUGGUCAUUGAUCGGACUGGCAAUUACAUUGGCUCAUGAGCUGGGUGUCUUUGAGGACACGGGGGCUGAAAUUGAGCCACUAGCAGUCCCUCAGAUGAGUCGGCUACGGUGCCAGAGACUACUAUUCCUCUAUGUCCAUCAACUAACUCUCCGACUGGGCUGCACAAGUAUCUUCCCUCAAGCUUGUCAAUUAUCUGAAACUAUACAGAUGGAUGCGUCUGUGCCAGCAGAAGGGCCUGAAUAUUACCGAGAGGUAAUUCUUUGCCGGUACAUUAGCAUCACGAAAUUGCUUAAAGCUAUCACCGAUACAUGUUUCCACAUAAGUAUCGAUCCACGCGGCAUAGGUACCGUUAGGAUGGACGCACUAACUACGACAGAUGUCCCGGACUCCUCAAAGCAACUUUUGUUAAUCGAGUAUUAUUAUGCAAUCAUGUACCUCAAUUCGCUUGGUAUACAGGCAUUUGUCGAAAGAGUCUCACGGGGCCAAGGCUACCAUGUGCUAAUGGAUACCAAUGAAAUUCAUCAUAGCUUCAACAACGCGGUAAGAGAAGCUAGCUGUGAAAUUCUGUCCAUCGUCAUCCAACUUGGAGAGAGCGGAUGCUUGAGAUACUGCCCUGUCCGAGUCUUUGUGAGACUCGUCGCGGCAUCGAUGUUCCUCCUGAAAUCGUUGAGUCUAGGACCGAGAAACAACAUGUUACGCUCUCUUGAGGUCCUUGAUAAAUGCAAUCAGACAUUGAGGGAAAACCAGCAUGAUGAUGUCCAUCUUUCCACGCGGUACGGCAAGUUGAUAGAUCGUUUGGUCCGACGCUUCAAGAAAAACAUGCUCUCGCAAAGCGGUUUCGGUAUCUCCAAACCGGCGACUCCGGAGCCUGAAGGAGCUCGUCCACCACGGCAACAAACGCUGGGGCCGACAUGA